GGAUGGUAUGACCUAUGACCAAUUUAGCAAGAUGGCGGUGGAUCAGGCUGGUUUUCUCCAAGAAGCAAGGACUUCGAAGAGUUGGAAAGGUAAGACCAUUUCAUGAAGUAUUACGGGCAAGGACAACCUGGUAGUGAUGUUUGAAGGAGGUUGUGAAGCCCUAACUUAUGUUCAAAUUAAGUAUGGAUUGGAUGAGAACGGUGGUGGAGUCCAAGGAGGUGAUUUCUCUAUUGUGGUCCAUGGGGGAGGACGAGGAGGAAGAGGCGACCAAGGUAGAGGAGGUCGUGGUUGGGAUGGUAGAGGACAUGCCUAUGAGGGGAAGUGCAGCAAUGAAGGCAGCGCAAAGAGAGGUAGGGGUUAUGGACCCCCACAUGGUAGCACCGACCGAGCCCUCCAACAGCAAGAUAGGGCGCGUCCGGACCUUCAUGGACCUGGCCGCUGUCGAACAGGAGCGGAUUACCGUUGCAGCUGAACAGCAGAGACUGGCCGAAGAGGCAGCAGCUGAGCAACAGAGACUGCCCAACGAGGCUGCCGCCAAGGCACAACAGUUGGCCAACGAGGCCGCCGUCCAAGCGCAGCUACAGCGAGAAGCCGACGAAGCAGCGCAACAGCAACAGCGUGCCGCAAGCACACAGGUCCUGCAGAAUGAGGAGCAGCGUUUCAGCGAACUCCUCACAAACUGGACUUUUGUGCCAUCAGCCGCACAACCGGCGCCAACAGCGGCGGAGCAGGAGAAAACAGAAUUGGCUUACCUACUCAGACACUUGUUACACAUUGUGAACUGGCAGCAGGAGCAGUUGAGGCGACACGCUCAGACCAGCAGCAGCAGCUUCUAAAAGCUGCCGCGAAUGACUGUCGGACAUUCGCUACGGCAAUCAAUUCUGCCAAGACGG
Chara braunii is the source of this 893-nucleotide messenger RNA. Lineage: Eukaryota; Viridiplantae; Streptophyta; Charophyceae; Charales; Characeae. The record is from the annotation of a GenBank genome assembly.